This is a messenger RNA of Trichoderma reesei QM6a, 1264 nucleotides long. RefSeq lists its product as uncharacterized. The coding region runs from base 210 to 947 and encodes 245 amino acids. Lineage: Eukaryota; Fungi; Ascomycota; Sordariomycetes; Hypocreales; Hypocreaceae. The record is from RefSeq and is a predicted model, not a curated record. The transcript has 3 exons.
ACGGCUUUAGGACACUUACACCUAAAAGGAGUGCAACACCCUCCUCUACAACCUUGUGUCCUCUCUUACACCACCUCUGCCUGACUUGUCAUCCUCAACCUGAAGCCUCGCCGCCUCGUUCGAGGUGAGUUCUCCGCUUACGUCAUCCCUUCCAUCCCUCAUCACAUCUAUACCUUGUUCACAACCUUCCUCCAUCAUAAGUCGCAAACAUGUCGAAAAACGAAAUACAACAAAAUGGCUGGACCUCCGUCCCUCUCGAUCCAAGCAUACUCUUUGGUGGUGAACCCUUCAAGAACCGACCAGGGCCACUCCUCGUCGCCGACAUCAAGUUCCCCAAUGACGAUCCCAUUGUUGUCAAAGUCCAGAGCUAUGCCCAAGAACGGCUACCUAUUCAAACCUUCAAUCAUAGCAUGAGAGUCUUUUACUUCGCAAGCGCGAUUGUUCGACAACAAUUUCCCGAGCACGCAGAGAACUUCUCGCCUUCCACCCUUGCUCUAGUUUCUCUCCUGCACGACAUUGGCACUGCUGAAGAAAAUUUGGCUGCUACACACAUGUCAUUUGAGUUUUACGGAGCCUUCAAAGCCCUCAACCUCCUUCUGGAACUAGGAGCCUCCAAGGACCAGGCCGAAGCUGUCGCUGAGACCAUCAUCCGCCACCAGGAUCUCGGGACAGUCGGAAACAUUACGUUUCUCGGACAAGUCAUCCAGCUCGCCACCAUUUAUGAUAACGCGAGCAACCAUCCAUACGUGGAGAAAAUCACCGACAUCAUUCACACCGACACUCUGGUGGAUGUCACAAAGGUUUAUCCUCGUCUGCAGUGGCUCGGAUGCUUUGCGGAUACCAUUGAUCGCGAAGAGACGCUCAAGCCGUGGUGUCAUAGCACUCACAUUCCCGACUUUUCGCAGGUUAUUCGCAACAACACCUUUAUGCAGCCAUAUGAUGCUUAAAGUCGUAUCAUCUUUGCUGUAUCAAUGUUGCAAUCCUGCCAUCAGGGUAUGCCAAUAACAGUCAAGAGACGGAGAGUGUGAAACGCAGUUUAUUUACUAGGUGGCCAUCAGGACAUAUAUCAAUCACACCAAUUUCCCAACGUAUGCUGCUGUUUAUCUUCGAAAAAUUCAGGUGCUCUAAACCAUAGGUUACUUUAUCUCGUGUAAAGACAAAGGCGGUAUUUGCUCAAGAAUAACAAUUCAUUUAAAUACCACAUAUAUUGCAGUCUUACGCUGUGAGGCUACGGUCUCUAGAAUCAUAUCCCAGAAUCGUUGGC